AUGUAUGCAGUCCUCAACAACGGAUUGGAUUGCUACUGCGACAAUUCUACCGAAGGAGAUCGUUUUUCGUCUGCCUGUAUAACGCCCUGCUCAUAUGAGACGGUCGCAGGUUGCAAUGAACCUGACGGAGGCAGUUCUUGCAUAUGCGGUGAUGACGUCGCAAACUCAGUGUACAAAACGAGCACCGCAUAUGGCUGCCCAUGA
This is a messenger RNA of Cylindrotheca closterium, 204 nucleotides long. Lineage: Eukaryota; Bacillariophyta; Bacillariophyceae; Bacillariales; Bacillariaceae. The record is from the annotation of a GenBank genome assembly.